GGUCCUUGCCGAAGCUUGUUUCUGACCUGCUCACUGGGGGUGGGUGGCAGGGCCACUUCCUCAGAUGGCAGGCAAGGAGACAGGGGCUCUGCGGCCAGCAGAGGUCCCUUGCAGCUUUCCUGACACAGGCCCGCAGCUCCCAAGCACACAAGGAUGAGGGGGGAGAAUGUCACCAAGGUCAGCGCCUUCAUCCUGCUGGGCUUCCCCACGGCCCCCGCGCUGCAGUACCUGCUCUUCCUCCUCUUCCUGCUCAUCUACCUCUGUGUCCUGGUGGAGAACCUGGCCAUCAUCCUCACCGUCUGGGGCAGCACCCCUCUGCACAGGCCCAUGUACUACUUCCUGGGCUCCCUGUCAUCCCUGGAGAUCUGGUACGUGUGCGACAUCAUCCCCAAGAUGCUGGACGGCUUCCUCCUCCAGCGGAAGCGCAUCUCCUUCAUCGGGUGCAUGACGCAGCUCUACUUCUUCAGCUCCCUGGUGUGCACCGAGUGCGUGCUCCUGGCCUGCAUGGCCUACGACCGCUACGUGGCCAUCUGCCACCCGCUGCGCUACCAGGUCAUCGUGACCACGGGGCUGUGCUUGCAGCUGGUGGGCUUCUCCUUCCUGAGCGGCUUCACCAUCUCCGUGAUCAAGGUCUACUUUAUCUCCAGCGCCACGUUCUGUGGCUCCAACGUCUUGAACCACUUCUUCUGUGACAUCUCCCCCAUCCUCAAGCUGGCCUGCACGGACUUCUCCACUGCAGAGCUGGUGGACUUCAUCCUGGCCUUCCUCAUCCUGGUGUUCCCGCUCCUGGCCACCGUGCUGUCCUAUGGGCACAUCACCCUGGCCGUCCUGCGCAUCCCCUCGGCCACUGGCCGCUGGAAAGCCUUCUCCACCUGCGCCUCCCACCUCACUGUGGUCACUAUCUUCUAUACGGCCUUGCUCUUCAUGUAUGUCCGGCCCCAGGCCAUUGAUUCGAGGAGCUCCAACAAGCUCAUCUCUGUUUUGUACACGGUCCUCACACCAAUGGUGAACCCCCUGAUCUACUGCCUGAGGAACAAAGAAUUCAAGGAUGCCUUGAAAAAGGUCUUUGGCUUGGGUGCAGCUCCUGUGUAGGAAGCCUAGCUUCUGCUCUUCCUGUCCAAGCUCGGAGAAUGUCCAGCCUCUCUGAUGGGGCCACUCAGGUGCCGUGAUGGGAACUCGUGCAUGGUGCAGUGCUGCGGGGACUUAAAAAUGACUUCCCCAUCCUUUCGCUCCUUCAGCUCAUGGAGGUUAGUAAUGUAGACACUGUUGUGGGGUCAUAAAGCCAUUGUUUUUCUUCAUUUCAUGUUAGAGCAAAGCAAGAGUGGGUCGAGUUUAGUUUUCCUCAUCUUUAAAAUUACCGUGCACAUUUCAGACAAAAGCAGAAGAGUUGGCAUUUUAAAGUCCUCAGUAAAUUUCUGUGCCUCUGGGUAUGAGAAUGCUCACCUGCCUGACGAGUUGACUCCAGGUGGCCCCAAAGCAGAAUGCCGGGGAACUCCAAGAGCCUGUUGCAUUUUGUUUUGUUUUGCUUUUUAUUUUUUUUUUAAUUGCCAGAGGGUGUAUGCA
Tupaia belangeri chinensis (Chinese tree shrew) is the source of this 1563-nucleotide messenger RNA. RefSeq names its product olfactory receptor 6B3. Gene Ontology annotation, biological process: G protein-coupled receptor signaling pathway. Gene Ontology annotation, molecular function: olfactory receptor activity; G protein-coupled receptor activity. The record is from RefSeq and is a predicted model, not a curated record. Gene Ontology annotation, cellular component: membrane. Lineage: Eukaryota; Metazoa; Chordata; Mammalia; Scandentia; Tupaiidae. The coding region runs from base 154 to 1092 and encodes 312 amino acids. The transcript is spliced from 2 exons.